Molecule: messenger RNA, 1118 nt
Organism: Closterium sp. NIES-67
Lineage: Eukaryota; Viridiplantae; Streptophyta; Zygnematophyceae; Desmidiales; Closteriaceae
Source: the annotation of a GenBank genome assembly
UUCUAACAUUCUAGGGAAAGCAUUCUAGGGUAGAGCUCGAUUCCUGAGAGCUUUCUUCUUAGGAUCCCUCGUUCUCGUCCCUCGCUACCUUUUCCCUCUUGCGAGCCGUCGAUAUGGCGACAGCCAUUCUCCCUUGCGCGAGACCGCAUUUCGACCAGAGCCACGCACGGCUAACGAGCGGCCGCAUUGCGAAGCCGAGGAGAGAUGCAAUCAUUGUGUCGUCGUCGCUAGCUGCAGUACCCCCCUCCUUCGGCGCAGCUUCCGUUCCCGCUCGCCCGCUCUCCCUUCCUGCGUUCCUCCCCUCCAUGGCCGUUACAACUCUCGGCUUCUUCGCUCGGCUGCUGGGAGGCGACAAGAAGGAAGAAGCGGAAAGAGCGUCUCAAGGAAGAGGGGGUCGAGAUAGCGACGACGACAGUGAUGAUGACGACUCAGGGGGGGAGGAGGAGGAUGAGGAGGAGGAGGGGGUGUAUGGGGAGGUGGUACUGGUCGAGUCUACAGGGGAGGACGGCAUCAUCAGCAAGAUAGUGUUUUCAGCCGGGGGCGAGGUGGACGUGUAUGCGUUGGAGAGACUUUGUGAGAAGGUGGGGUGGCCGAAACGCCCCCCUGAGAAGGUGGAGGCGGCGCUGCGUAACAGUUACUUGGUUACCGCACUGCAUCUGGUUACCACUCCGCCGGGUGUGGCAGAGGGGGAGGGUGGCGAGAGAGAGCUGAUAGGCAUGGCGCGUGCCACGUCAGACCACACGUUCAACGCCACCAUCUGGGAUGUGCUGGUGGAUCCGAGAUUCCAGGGCCAAGGCUUGGGCAAGGCUCUAGUGGAGCAGACAGUUCGGGCUCUCUUGCGGCGAGAUAUCGGCAACAUCACCCUCUUUGCAGAUUCACAAGUUGUGGAGUUCUACAAGGGGAUGGGCUUUGAGGCGGAUCCAGAGGGAAUCAAGGCCAUGUUUUGGUAUCCAAGAUUCUAGAAGCUUUGCUUUGAUUGAACACUAGAUAUUUGCAUGUGAAUGGUACUGCCAUAAUUGGAUCUGCUUAACAUCCUAAUAUAAAUAGGUAGAAGCAUGUAAGGAGAGAUUUGUGCAAUUCAGCUUUUAGUAUGUUUGACUGGUACGUUUAUUGGAUAC